CCCCUGUGGAUAACGAUCAGUUUGUCGGGUGGUUCCGCGAGGCCUGGCCUUACAUCAGGGGGCACAGGGGAAGCACCUUCGUCGUUGUGAUUUCUGGGGAAAUCGUGGAUAGCCCGUAUUUGGAUAGCAUCCUCCAGAGUUUUCCAGUCACCGCCGCCGACCUUCCGCUCCGAUCUACAUGGCCGCUUCGUUCGUGAAUCCCCGGAUGUCUUCCCUCUUUUCCGGGGACCCCCCUUGCUCCAAGCCCUCCACGCGUCUGCUCCCGCUCAGCGUCCGGCCCGGGCGCCGCUACCAGGAUCGUCGCCGAGCCCUCUCUGUCUCCUGCGUCAGCUCCGAUCCGGAUUACGAAAACGGAUUCUGUGGAAUUCGAUCCCUUGUGGAUAACGAUCAGUUUGUCGGGUGGUUCCGCGAGGCCUGGCCUUACAUCAGGGGACACAGGGGAAGCACCUUCGUCGUCGUGAUUUCUGGGGAAAUCGUGGAUAGCCCGUAUUUGGAUAGCAUCCUCCAGGACAUAUCACUCCUUCAUGGUCUGGGCAUCAAAUUUGUUCUUGUUCCUGGAACCCAUGUUUUCAUUGAUAGGGCGUUGGAAGAAAAAGGAAGCAAGGGUAAGUACGUCGGGCCAUAUCGAAUAACUGAUUCUGAUUCAUUAGAAGCAGCUAUGCAAGCUGCUGGGAGGAUUCGUCUAGUGAUUGAAGCAAAGCUUUCUCCAGGACCCCCUAUACUUAAUCUUCGACGACAUGGCGAUCAUAGUCGUUUUCAUGAACUUGGCGUUGGGGUGUCUGGAGGAAACUUUCUUGCAGCUAAGCGUAGGGGAGUUGUUGGAGGUAUUGACUAUGGAUCAACUGGUGAAGUAAAAAGGAUAGAUGUUUCUAGUAUAAAAGAAAGAUUGAACAGUGAUAUAGUUAUCGUCAGCAAUAUGGGCUAUUCCAGUGCAGGCGAAGUCUUAAAUUGCAACACUUAUGAAGUUGCCACUGCUUGUGCUUUAGCUAUUGAAGCAGACAAAUUGAUAUGCAUUGUAGACGGUCAGAUACUUGAUAAGAAUGGGCGACAAAUACGUUUCAUGACCCUUCGAGAUGCUGACUUGUUAAUUAGAAAAAGAGCUAAGCAGAGUGAGACAGCUGCAAAUUAUGUCAAAUGUGUAGGUGAAGAUACCAACUCUUCUGGAAAUCUUCAUUCAAAGAUAAAUGACAUGAUUUCAUGGAAGGAUGAGAGCUUCCAUGCAAAGUUUCAGAAUGGUGUUGGGUUUGAUAAUGGAAAGGGACAAGGAUUUGCUAUCGGUGGUCAAGAACGUCUGAGCAGAUUAAAUGGCUAUCUCUCAGAAUUAGCUGCAGCAGCAUUUGUGUGCAAGGGUGGAGUUCAGAGAGUUCAUUUGAUUGAUGGCACUCUUGGAGGAGCCUUGCUUCUUGAAUUAUUCUCAAGAGAUGGAGUCGGAACUAUGGUGGCUAGUGAUGUCUAUGAGGGAACAAGGAUGGCUACAGAAGCAGAUCUUCCUGGUAUAAAACUGCUUCUCCAGCCCAUGGUUGAAUCAGGUUCCUUGAUUCAAAGGACUGACGAAGAGCUGCUUAGUUCCUUGGGAUCCUUCAUCGUCGUCGAAAGAGAUGGUUCAAUUAUUGCAUGUGCUGCUCUUUUUCCUUUCUUCGAGGAAAAGUGCGGCGAGGUAGCUGCUAUGGCAGUCUCUCCAGAAUGCCGUGGACAUGGACAAGGAGAUAAAUUGCUUGAUUACAUUGAGAAGAAAGCAUCGUCACUUGGAUUGGAGAGACUUUUCCUGCUCACAACUCGUGCAGCAGACUGGUUUGUUCGACGCGGCUUCUCUGAGUGUUCCAUCGAGUCUAUUCCAUCGGAACGAAGGAAAAGAAUCAAUCUUUCGCGCGGAUCAAAAUACUACAGUAAAGUUCUCCAUCCAGAGGUAGAUGAAAUGUCUGGUAACAAUACCAGUUACACAAGUAAAUAAGCUCCAGCUAUCUCACUUGAUCUUGCUUUCUUUACCGUUUUGUGGAUAUCUUUUUACUGGCUUCCAUAUUCAAUUCAUCCAAGGAUGAUCGUUUCUGGAAAAUCUUGCAUUUUGCAAUCAUUUUUGUGAAUUUAGUUUUGAAUGCUGUAAAUAUAUUUGAAACUUUCAUAUCGUAUUAUUUUUUUUUUCA
This is a messenger RNA of Zingiber officinale, 2141 nucleotides long. RefSeq names its product probable amino-acid acetyltransferase NAGS1, chloroplastic. NCBI's taxonomy places the organism in Eukaryota, Viridiplantae, Streptophyta, Magnoliopsida, Zingiberales, Zingiberaceae. The coding region runs from base 179 to 1951 and encodes 590 amino acids. The record is from RefSeq and is a predicted model, not a curated record. Gene Ontology annotation, biological process: L-arginine biosynthetic process. The transcript is spliced from 11 exons. Gene Ontology annotation, cellular component: cytoplasm. Gene Ontology annotation, molecular function: L-glutamate N-acetyltransferase activity, acting on acetyl-CoA as donor.